AUGAAGGGGCUGAGGCAACAGACAGUGCUGGCCAUUGGUCAGGAGCUGAACUGGAGGGCACUGGGGGGCCCCACCUCCAACACAUGGAUCAGCCAGGUGCGGCGACGGAGCUCUCUGCUUGGUUCUCGGCUGGAAGAGACUCUCUACAGUGACCAGGAGCUGGCCUACAUCCAGCAGGGAGAGGAGGCCCUGCAGAAGGCCCUGGGCAUCCUCGGCAACCAGGAGGGCUGGAAGGAGGAGAACCGGCAGGCGAACGGGGACAAGGUGCUGAGCAAAGUGGUGCCGCAGGUGGGCAAGGUGUUCCGACUGGAGGUGGUGCUGGACCAGCCCAUGGAGAGGCUCUAUGAGGAGCUUGUGGAGCGCGUGGAGGCCGUGGGGGAGUGGAACCCCAAUGUUAAAGAGAUCAAGGUCCUGCAGAAGAUUGGGAAGGACACGGUCAUCACACACGAGCUGGCCGCAGAGGCAGCGGGGAACCUCGUGGGGCCCCGCGACUUCGUGAGCGUGCGCUGUGCCAGGCGCCGAGGCUCCACCUGCGUGGUGGCUGGCACGGCCACACACUUCGGGGAGAUGCCUGAGCAGAAAGGCGUCAUCAGAGCCGAGCAGGGUCCCACUUGCAUGGUGUUUCAUCCCCUGGCCGGAAGUCCCUCCAAGACCAAACUCACUUGGCUGCUCAGUAUCGACCUCAAGGGGUGGCUGCCAAAGACCAUCAUCAACCAGGUCCUAUCUCAGACCCAGGUGGACUUUGCCAACCACCUGCGCAAGCACCUGGAGUCCAGCUCGGCCUCUAAAGCCAGGUGUUGAAGACCAGCUCGCUGCUCCCAGCUGUGCCACACCUCAUGGCCUGCGCGUGCACCGGAGACCCCUGCUGCCAGCCAGCAGGCCUGUCCAGGAUCUCAGCUGACGGCAGUGGGACGAUAGUGUGUAGAGAGCACACAGGGAUUCAGACUGGUCCAAGUUUAGUAGCAAGAAAAAUCAGGGAUGGGCCUCUAAGGUGGAGAAAGCCUUAUGAUUGCAUUCAACCACAAGCUGUGAAUGAGGGCCAAGAUUCCUAAAAUAUUUGUAAAACUUUUUUCCCCUUACUUACCUGAUAGUAUCUUAAAAAUGCUAGUGGCUGAUAUGGGUGUGGUGAUGCUAGGGACAGGGACUGAGCACGCCUGCUUUAUGGGCUCAUGAGUUACCGUCCCCUGGCAGAGAGCAGCGACCCUCUGCUCUCCCACCACACGCAUAUAGCCAACCCCCAAGAACGAGCAAUUACCCAGUUCUGUGUAUUUCAGGUGUUUCCCGUAGAAAAACACAAAACUAUUUACCAAGCUGGUUUCUCCUUCUCCACAAGCACUUAGUCAGAAUAAACAAUCAACCAACUAACACAAAACUUCAGUCUGCACCUGUUCUAAAACUUUUUGUAAGAGAAAACUCCGAGAUUUCAACUUCAUGUGAGAGAAGUCCUGGGCAGAUUUCUAAAUAGUUAAACUAAAUCCCUCCCCCAGUUCAUUAAAAGAGAAACUACUGAGGAUUUAUAUCAUUCAAUAAUAUAGAAACUGUUAGAAUCUUUCAUAAGUUUAAUUUCCAUUAAAAACAGCUUGUUACAGAGUUCUGUAAGAACUUAAAUAAUUGGCUUUGAAAGAGGCAGAUUAUCACUGAGGAUUUUUAUGUACCUAAUUAAAAAGUAUAGGGGGUGCGUAGCACAGUGGUCACACUGCCCCUCAGAAGCCCACAUCCGUACUGGCUGGGACUCGAGUCCUGGCUACCGGCUUCCUAAUGUGCACCCUAGGAGACAGCAGCCGAUGGCUCCAGUACUUGGGUCCCUGCCACUCAUGUGGGAGAUCUGGAGUUUCUGGCUCCGGGCUUAGUCUGGCCUAGCCAUGGCUAUUGUGGGCAUUUGGGGACUGAACAAACAGAUGGAAGAUCUGUCUGCCUUUCAAAUGAAAAUACAGAAACCUUUAUUUUUUAAAAAAGCUAGUACCACAUAUGGGAGUAGAAUUUCAUAGCUGCCAACUUGGCUUAGGACUUCUUUGCUUGCAAAGGCUCAGAUAUUUCUAUUUUGAGAGGAAGUGGCUGGUUGGAGGGGCAACAGGGAAACAGCAAACUCCCCGGUCCAGGACUCUGAGACAUCAUGCUUAAAGUAGGUAGACUGGAAUGGGAUUACUUGGUUGAAACACAUAAGCAGGAUGGGAAUCACUGGUACCACCUACAGCAUUUCCAGCUUUGUUUUAUCAGCAGUGGCUUCUGU
Messenger RNA from Lepus europaeus (European hare), 2230 nucleotides. It is a transcript of the gene STAR, whose product is annotated as steroidogenic acute regulatory protein. Gene Ontology annotation, cellular component: mitochondrion; mitochondrial intermembrane space. Gene Ontology annotation, molecular function: cholesterol binding; cholesterol transfer activity. The coding region runs from base 1 to 801 and encodes 266 amino acids. The record is from RefSeq and is a predicted model, not a curated record. Gene Ontology annotation, biological process: steroid biosynthetic process; regulation of steroid biosynthetic process; intracellular cholesterol transport. The transcript is spliced from 7 exons. Lineage: Eukaryota; Metazoa; Chordata; Mammalia; Lagomorpha; Leporidae.